Molecule: messenger RNA, 1962 nt
Organism: Aegilops tauschii subsp. strangulata
Lineage: Eukaryota; Viridiplantae; Streptophyta; Magnoliopsida; Poales; Poaceae
Product: L-type lectin-domain containing receptor kinase IX.1-like
Biological process (GO): protein phosphorylation
Molecular function (GO): protein kinase activity; ATP binding
Source: RefSeq, a predicted model, not a curated record
AUGGCUCCACGGCGCCUUCUCCUCCUCCUGCUGCUGCUCCUCGCCGUUGCCGACGUCGCUGUAGAAGCAGAGGGGCAGACGUACUUCCCGCUCUAUCCUUACUGCUCGACCACGGACAACUACGCGGAGGACAGCCAGUACCGGUUCAACCUUCUCGCACUGUUCGGCGACCUCCCGUGGCGCGCCAUCAGCAACCGUGGCUUCUACGCCGGCACGGCCGGCGAAGCGCCCGACGAGGUGUUCGGCCUCAUGGGGUGCUACGCGGACAGCAGCUGGACCGCGUGCCACGACUGCCUCUACACGGCGGCCGCCGGGAUACAGCUAUCGUGCCGGUACAGCCGGGAGAUGAAGGGCGCCUACGACGCGUGCAUCCUCCGCUACUCCAACCGGGCCUUCGUCUCCGUCGCCGACCUCAGCAUCGCCUUCAACACGUCGCUGGACUCCCACGUCGCCGACCCGGCCAGCAUGAACGCCACCAGGUGGGACCUCAUCACCCGGCUCGCGUGGGAGGCCUCGCGUUCGCCUCUGCGGUUCGCCAACGGGAGCGUGCCGUGCAUGGUGAACGGGGCCUCGCAGAUGAUGCACGGGCUGGCGCAGUGCACCAGGGACCUCAACGCCAGCGAGUGCAGCAGGUGUCUUACGGAAUUCGUGGCAGCCCUCUCGGAUGUGCGCCCCGACAACAUCAAAGGUGGCGUGAAAGGCUACAGCUGCUACGUGGCGUACAGCAUCGGUGAGGACCUCAAAAUUACCAUUCCACCACCACUUGCACAGCCACCACCUGCCGAAGAAGCUACACCACUUUCUUCCCACCAAACCGGUACAAGGACACAACUGAUGGCUGGCGCGUAUGCUAGUUCAGUUGCCAUGGUUAUUAUCACCAUGAAUCUCUUGAUUUGGUUUUUUAUACGGCGGAGGCUAAACCGCAUGGCCAGAGAGGAAAAGGUAGAUGCUUUUGACAAUGAUCCAUUAGAAGACGACUUCGAGAAAAGGACUGGGCCAAAGCGGUUUCUCUACAGCGAUCUUGCCAUUGCCACCGACAAUUUCUCAGAUGAGAAGAAGCUGGGGGAAGGAGGAUUCGGAUCGGUGUACAAAGGAUUUUUGAAGGAGCUAAAAGUUGAGGUAGCUAUAAAAAAGGUGUCCAAGAGCUCCAAGCAAGGAAGGAAGGAGUACAUCUCCGAGGUGAAGAUCAUAAGCCAGUUGAGGCAUCGGAACCUCGUGCAACUCAUUGGCUGGUGCCAUUGUGGCGACGAGCUCUUGCUUGUCUACGAUAUUAUGCUCAACGGCAGCCUCGACACCCAUCUUUACAGUUCAAACACUAUAUUAUCGUGGCCACUCAGGCAUGAGAUAGUGCUCGAUUUAGGAUCUGCACUCGUGUAUCUACAUCGGGACUGGGAGCAAUGUGUUCUGCACCGGGACAUCAAGCCAAGCAACAUCAUGCUCGAUGCGUCAUUCCAUGCAAAGCUUGGUGAUUUUGGUUUGGCGCGGCUCGUGGACCACGGACGAGCACCAUACACGACAGGUCUUGCAGGAACACCGGGCUACAUGGACCCUGAGUGUAUGGUCACAGGAAAGACCAGCGCCGAGUCUGAUGUCUAUAGCUUUGGUGUGGUUCUCCUCGAGAUCGCUUGUGGAAAGCAGCCAGCGGUAGCUUGUGAAGAAACCAAGGACGUAAUUCACCUUGUACAAUGGGUAUGGGAUUCACUGGGAGGUGGAAGGAUCCUUGAUGCAGCAGAUGUGCGGCUCGGCACGGUGUUCCAUGACCGUGAGAUGGAGUGUGUGAUGGUAGUUGGGCUCUGGUGCGCCCACCCUGACCUCAACCUAAGGCCAUCCAUCAAGCAAGCUGUCAACGUGCUGCGGUUUGAGGCGCCACUGCCAAACCUACCCGCGAAAAUGCCGGUAGCAACAUUUAAGCCGACUUCUGAUUCUAUCAUUUCCGCUUCUCAACUCUCAGGUGGCAGAUAA